This is a messenger RNA of Dicentrarchus labrax (European seabass), 2415 nucleotides long. RefSeq names its product gonadal somatic cell derived factor (gene gsdf). The record is from RefSeq and is a predicted model, not a curated record. Lineage: Eukaryota; Metazoa; Chordata; Actinopteri; Moronidae. Gene Ontology annotation, cellular component: extracellular region. Gene Ontology annotation, biological process: BMP signaling pathway; SMAD protein signal transduction. Gene Ontology annotation, molecular function: cytokine activity; growth factor activity. The coding region runs from base 438 to 1091 and encodes 217 amino acids. The transcript has 6 exons.
CUGUGUAUUUUUGGCUACAUGGGAAAUUUUUGAUUGCAAGGGCAUCUGAUGACUUGAAGUUACCAUUCUUCGCAUGCCUCUGACCCUCGCUGGCUCACACAACUGUCAAUGCUGCCAAGCUUACUUGUUCUGGGCUUUCAGAUAUUAACAUCACCUGCAGUAGCCACUAUUGCUUUGUGUUACAUUUCUUCCCUCCAGAUCCCGUCCUUGAAUACCAACUGAAGGGGGACAAGACAACAAUGUUAAGUAUCUCAAGGCCAAGCUGGGGUACAGGAAGAUAAAAACCCAAGUUCCCAGGAACUGACAAACAAUACCUAGGGAAGCAUCACUGUCUGGUCACUCCUAUCUCUUUGUCCAACCAGACGCACAGAACCAACCGUCGUCCGCCACGAAUCUGACUCAAAGGCAAUUGAUCUAUAGAUAGACCAUCCAGCACCAUGUCCUUUACGUUCAUUGUCAUUAUGAUGAUUCUGGGCUCCUCAGUGACAAUUGCAUUUGUCUUGAAGCCAUCCAAAGAAGAAUCUGCAGCGUCUGCCAACUCUCCUGUUUCCCCUCACAGGUGCCAGGGUGAGUCAUUGCAGUCCAUCAGGAAGAGUCUCCUCAGGGGUCUCAACUUGCAGGUUGAGCCACAGCUGCCUGCUGGUGGACUGGAUGGUGUCAGAGAGCAAUGGAGGAGCACCUUCAGCAACAUUGCUGACAGAGCCAAGGAUGCUGCAGUUCCUGCGGUCUCUGGCUACUCUGCGUCACCUGAUGAUGGAAACAGUACAAGCCUGAAGUGCUGCUCCAUGGCCUCCGAGAUCUUCAUGAAAGAUCUGGGAUGGGACAACUGGGUGAUCCAUCCUGCCAGCAUUGCCAUCGUUCAGUGUGCGCUCUGCAACCCUGAAGUGAACACCGCGCAGUGUCCAUCAUCCCACACCAACGUCGAGGAAGCCGACUCACAGGCCCAGAUGCCAUGUUGUCAGCCCACCUCCCAGAAAAUGGUGCCUGUCGUCUACCUGGAUGAAUUCAGCACCCUUGUCAUUUCCUCUGUGCAGCUGACCCACAGCUGUGGCUGUGAACAUGGCAACAUCCAGCAGCCCAGCAAAGAGUAAAGUGAGAUCAGUGAGCAACCUGGCGCACACACAAAAACAUUAUAUACAGGCCUGUCGUCUCUUUUGUAGACUGUUUCUCUUCUCUUUUUCUAAUUUCAGGUGUUAUCUUAGAUCCUUACAAUGUGUGUUCAGCACUGAGCAUGGGAACAAACGCAAAGUCUCUCUAUAACUCAGCUGACACUCGUGAUACAUGCUGCCAUUUCAUCUUUAAAUAAAUCUCAUGAGUACAGAGUGCUAUUUAAAGCCCUCCAAAAAUGUGAGACUGUCCAGAGCCAAAUCCUCUCACAGGCCAGUUGUCUGAUCUGUGAGACGACUGUCUCCUCUUAAGGGCAAGAAGUCAAUUUAGUCCCAGUAAGCAAACUGAGGUCAAAUAAAAUGGGUUAGGGCUAACCCUAAUGCUAGCCAUUUUUAGGGUUAGACAUUCUUUUGCAGGGAGAGUAACAGGAGAAGAAUGUGUUCACCAGCUGAAUUCUCUGCAAAUAAAACUUAGUAUCAGUGUCUCUUGGGUAUGAACAUCUGUGCUGUGCUUUUCCACCAACGUCCAUUGGCCGCACUCCAUUUUCCUGUUUCAACUGUUAGAAAAGAUAAAAGGGACAGAGCUGCCUUGCAAUCCCUUAAAAGCUCUCACUUUAAUAGUGGACAAUUAAAACUGUUUGAUUUAUUAUAUGAAAGGCAGGCUUUGUCAUACAAGAAAAUAUUAAAAAGUGAAAUUAAUCAUAAUUCCAACAAGUACUUUGUUAUAUCACAUUUUAGUUCUUUAGUGUGAUGUGUAGUGUUACUUUGACCAGUAAAAUGAAUGCUCAAAGUCUGGUAGACAACAUAUAAUCCAAAUGAGUGUUUAAAUUGUGAUUUAAAACAACAAAAAAGGUCAGUUUAUUGUUUAUUGAUUUUUACUUGUAGAGCAUUUCAGUGUCUGUUCUAUUAUUUAGUCUGUUAUGUUAUAUAUGAAUCCAAAACAUUGAGUCAGAUUUACAUAAUGUAAUGCUUUUAUAUACAUUUUUAACAGAAGAGUUCCAGUUUUGUUUGUUUUCUUAUGUCUCUUUGACCAUUUCUCAUGAUUGGUUACAGUUCUCAGUUUUUUGUUUUUUUUAUUUCUUUAAGACCUAUUUUAUUUGUUGUUUUGACAUGAUCUCACUCACUUUACUAUAUUACCUCACUGUUCAUCUUUUCAAGUGUUUUUUCACAAAUGGACUACUACUUAUCAGACCACUAUAUCACCUGAACUCAAUACAUUUAGAUCAAAUGCAAAAUGUUUUAUUGUGCUUUAAAAUGUCCCUGAUUUGUACCAAUUUACUGAUUUUUUGCUCACAAUUAUUGGAAUAAA